This is a messenger RNA of Paramuricea clavata, 7129 nucleotides long. The record is from the annotation of a GenBank genome assembly. Lineage: Eukaryota; Metazoa; Cnidaria; Anthozoa; Malacalcyonacea; Plexauridae.
AUAUCUUUUACCAUAUGUACCCCAUAAACAUGAAAAUAAAAUUGAAGAACCCAAGGUUUUGGAACGAACAGUAGAAGAGUCUGGCAUUGUUGAAGAUCAUAAUGAAGGCCCUCUUAGAAAGAAAAGAGAACGAGGAAUGAAUAAAAACCGACCAAGGAAUCCAAAUCCAAGUGGGAAAAACAAAAUUUGUCGAAAAUUUCUUGAAUAUGGCACGUGUCAAUUUGGUGACAAUUGCAAUUUCUCACAUGAUAUACAAACAGUUAUAGACAAUCGGCCACCUGAUCUUGGUGAGACAUGCAUAAACUUUCAAGUUUUUGGAAGAUGUCCGUAUGGUUUAGCUUGUAGGUUUGGAAAAGAACAUCUUACAAACGAUUUCAAGAAUAUUACAAAGGAAACAUUCAGUGAAUCAUAUCUUGACCAAGUGAAGAAUACUUUAACAAAAGACUUGCAAGUGGAACUGCGGAAAAGACGAUUUCCGUUUCCUAGGUCUGAUGAGUACAUAAGGAAAAUGAAAGAUCUGCAACAUCAACAGAGAUCGUUAGGAGAAAUAGGAGAGUAUGAAACAUCAGGUGUCGUCACUGAUGAAGAUAUCAUUAAAUCAAGACCUGGUGAAAAGAAAAAGGUAGUUUACGCAAUGGUUUAAAUAAUUGAAUGAUGCCAACUCUUGGUAUUAUCCUUCGUUGUUUUCGUUAUGGCGAUACCGUAGUUGAUACUACUAUAACAUUAGAAAGGUUCAGAUUUGACUUACUCAACCGCUACCUUUAUAGUCUUGUUUCCAUAUGGUCGUAACGGUCGUAAAGAUUGAAUCACAAUUUUUCUCAUCAGCCGAAAUACAACACUUUAGAACUGAAAAUACGCGGAGUGAUUAUAAGUAGAGUAUACGUGAUGUGGUUUACAGGUAUAAACUAUUAUGAGAAAGAUCGUGACUCUAUUUUUACGACCAUAUCAAAACCAGGCUUAAGGGACAAUUAACCAAGAUUAUACCAAUGAGAUGCUGUAAUGGAACUCAAAUCUGAAUCUUUCUAUUGUUACCAACGCCAACAGACAUUUUUGUACAAGUUUUUGUACAAUAAGAAUAAUUUUUCUGUAUAAGGUGUUUGGAUUUUUCUUGGAAAUGAAGGCAUUUAGACAAUGACUGUUCACCAAUAUUUUGUUUUGCAUUAUUUAAUGGAACAAUCAGAAGGAUCAAAACUAGUUUACAUCUCUCAGACUAUUUAAAUUUAUGUAUUAAAAUAUUAAAUUAUAUUUCCCUUUAUUAAUUCAGAUUGACUUCUCGGAUAAACUUUAUCUUGCACCUCUGACAACGGUAAGAUGUUCUUUUGUCUCUAUCAAUAUGUUAAUGACUUAAUGUGCAAUAAAUGUUAUUAUGCACAACAUUCUCAUAAGCUGGACCAGUAUUAUGUUAAAACACUCAUAGGAGCUUAGGAGUACUUUAAACAGUACUUUAGGAGUAUUGUUUACGAAUAUAGAAAGUAUCAUCUUUUAUAAUGUAAUAUCUAUAUAAUUAUAAUGAAUGAUAUCUGACUCUAUAUAUUAUGGUUAUAUCUAUGUACAUACAUAAUGAAUAGUAUAUAUAUACGGAGUAGUAAGGUAUAGAGUAUGAUGAGUGGCUGUAUUGUAUAUAGAUAUAUUACCAAAAUUUGUGAUUAAUAGUCAUCAGUUGCUGAAAACGUUCGUAUUCAUCAGUAAUCUUAAAGGAAUGAUUAAUAUUUGGUGGGAAAAAUGAACUUAAAAUUUAUGUCAGCAGAAGUUUGUAUGAGAAAUAUGCUUUUUCAUGCACGGUCAUGAUUUCCUUCUACCUUCACAAGAGGGAAGAGCCUGGGAACGAGGUGGUGAUUUCCUUUGUGUUUAUUAAACUAGGUUGGUAAUUUACCCUUCAGAAGAUUGUGCAAAGGCAUGGGAGCUGACGUCACGUGUGGGGAAAUGGCGAUGUGCACUAACUUAUUGCAGGUAUCACACUGUUCCUGAAUUUCUGAAUAGGAUGUGUAUAUAAAGAUUUAGAAAGUCAUUAUACGAACCUUAUAUACUGUAACAGGUGUUGUCAUUGGUUAGAAUCGUUAUAAUGAAACGCAACUUAUUUGAAGUUUUACGAACAAAGCCAAUGAAAACAUUUUCUUUCUAUAUAUAGGUUUGUAUUUACUAUUUAGGGACCGGUCAUAAAGUAACUGCUAGGGUGGGCUGGAGUGAUUUGGGAUGGGCCAUGGAAAAUCUUUGGGCAGUUUCGAUGGGCCGCCAAUUUUUUUGUAUGUCCACGGUUGGGCCACCAAACAAAAACCCAUGUCUACUUCAAAAAAUAAAGAUAUUAAUAAUAAAAGUAAACAAAACUAUCCAAAUUAUCAAAUGCAAACGAUGCUAUUGAAGCCAGUACUUUGUUUGUGAUCGAAUCACAGCAAAUACAACCAACUGGAGAGCAGCUCAGUAUCGUAAUUGGUGAUGAAUAUGUGUUUGUCAGUGAGGCUUGGUGGAAUUAUGUAUGUCAAUACAGUGCCGGUGUAUAUUUACAAUGUUCAUACCUGCAAGUUUUUUUUGUUAUAAAAGUGUAUUUUCCCAAUUUAAAUUGGGUCGGGGUAGGUCAUGAAAUAAAUUUGGUAAGAUUAGAUGGGCUUUGAAAUUUUUAUCUACAUCCUAUAGAUGGGUCACCAAACUUAUUGGCAAAAUUUGUGAUAUACCUCCAGCCCACCCUAGCAGUUACUUUAUGACCAGUCUCUUAUCACGAAAAAACCAACUUCUGCAUAAACCUAGUCUCACAAACCACCCAUGCAGCUUAUACUGCAUUAAUAGGAUCUUCUGGAGCAUUCUUGUCUGCAUGUAUACUUACGAGUUUAAUACGAGCAAAGUCACAGUUUCAAUAUUUAAUCAGUUACGAUUAAAAUAUUCCAGAAAUAACCAAGGCAAUACGUAACAGUAGUUCCUCAACGACACGAGAAUAUGAUGCGUUGAGACUCGUUUUAUUGUUCUGAACACGUACUCUAUCGGAUGGUUAUGAGAUCCUGAAGUGUAUGUCAUACUCGAGAAUACUUAGAAAUAAAUUCAAUACAAAAAAUAUUUAUUUACCAUCAGGGUAUGCAGUCUGAAUGGGCAUUGAUGAAACGUCACCCAAGUGAAGAUAUAUUUGGCGUUCAGGUAUUAUUAUAGUUAAGUUAGUUAAUUGCCCAUAUAUACCCUCUAAUGUACUCAUCUGUAUUCUACUUACAACACGAGUGGUCGUUAUCGGGGAAUAUUCACCGAGACGAAGUCGAGGUGGAUAUUCCCCGAUAAUCACUGAGCCUGAGGCGAAUAAUUGUUUUAGUAUUUUUAUACAAGUCUUUUGUGUUUUUUGGGACUGAAUUUAUUUUAAUUUCACUUAUUUCUUUAUCAGUAACUUCCGGCCACACAACGGCUAGCAGCCAUUUUGCAAAUUUCGGUUUUGUUAUACUGUAUUCACCUGUAUAAGUGAAUAUAACAGCUUAAUACCUAAAAUUUAACCAAUCAACAUGUAGGAUUUGUUAUAUUCACUUGUGCAAAAAUACUAAAAGUCAUUAAUCGAAUAUAAGUCAAUAUCGGAUAUAAGUCAUUAAUCGAUCCAACUUUUUCCCAGCGAACUUUUUUUGCCAACCAAUCACAUUGCCGAGAUUUGUUUUCUCUUUGCUUCGCGCCAAUAAUGCGUUUAUUCACCGGUCAUUCAAUUUAACAAAAUCUAAAUCAUCAAAAAAACAAGUGAAAAGAACAGACUGAACAGUAAGCAUCAAGAAAACGCACAAACAACAAAACAAAUAACACUCACUUACCUCGUGCAUUAACUGAUACUUUCUAUACAAAACGCACGUCUCAAGGUGCAGAAAAGCGGCGUGUUCGGACUGGACAAAGUUUUGGUAAAAUUCAAACAUUUUCAAGAAAAUAUCGAUAUAGUUUAAAACUGUCGCGAAAACGAGCAAUGAAAAUGCGCUCAACGGACCAAUUAACUAUGAAAUAAUUAAUGACGAAAUAAUUAGAUGUCGCUCUGAUGCACGUGCUCGCGAUUACGUCAGAAUUUUCCUACAGCUGACUUCGUAAACUGUACAACUUUCUGGAGCGUGAUCAAACACAAUUCCGUCUCUCUUAAUUUUCGGUCGAAAAUGCCCUACGAGAACUAAAUUUGAAAGCGGUAUAUCUCCCCUCAAGGACUAUAUUAUUGAAGUCGUCAAAACGUCCCUUGCUAUCUAUUGUAUGGAGUGACAAAAAGUUUUUAAAUUCGAAAAAAGGGAUUAAUUAUAUUUAAUAGGUUAUAAAAUUUACCCAUGGAAGUGUUUCUUUAAAGCCAAGCGAAGACUCCACGAUUUUAAUCUGUCGAUAUCUGAUUUAUUACGUGCAUGGUAUUUUGGCGAAGUCACUGCAGAGGAGGGAGGAUAAUGAGCCCACAGAUCAUACCACUGACUGUUUUUCGUUUUAACAUUUGUCUAAACCAAAGUGGCAGACUAAAAUUUAUCGUGUGCGCCCGGCUUUUAAAACACAUCAAGCUUCGGUUUUGCUUCCUACCAUACGUGUAUGAACUAUAUUUACUGUAUGUGAUUGGAGUUGUGCACAGUUUUUUGCCCGAGCUAUUCAUCUGCUGCUAAAAGUGUGCCAUUCUUUCAUAAUGUCCAUUUACAUGAUACUAGUCUUAGUGUCUUACACGAUUCUUAUCCUGGCGUAUGUACUUGAAUAAAUGCGUGUAAAGAUGUCACAUUUCAAAUUUCGCCAUAAACUGAUGAACAGGAAUAGUACCGUCAGCAGUCGUUUUCAUACGCCAGAAUGACAAUCGUAUAUACGACUAGUCGUAUCGUCACAGGAUAGAGAGAAACAGAAGAUCGACUUCUUGGUUUUUCCUAUGAUUUUGGCGUAACCAUAAUUCGUCAUCAAAAUGCUGACUUCAUGGUCCUGGCCAGUGGUCUUAUGAGAGGCAUUCACUCCCCUGAUAAUAUUCAAAAUUGUGGCUGUCCAGGGGGGUAAUAAGCGCACUGGCUAGGACCAUGGCGCCAGCAUUUUGAUGACGAAUCAUUGCAAACCAUGGUGUGGCAGCGGUUACGCUUUUUUGCCUGAGUCGUCCUUCUGUGUGUCAUUAUUCUGUGGUAUCGUAUGAAAAGAAACCCAGUAGAAACGUUCCUAUGUGAAAAUUUUCCUUGCGAUUUGUACUGUACUGUACUGUACUGUACUGUACUGUACUGUAGAAACGUUCCUAUGUGAAAAUUUUCCUUGCGAUUUGUACUGUACUGUACUGUACUGUAUUGAAACUUUGUUUAAACACGGUAGAAUCAUCAUACAGUACAAAAUCACAUUAUAUAAAAAAUUGAUAAAACUAUAUACAAAAGGACAAGGAAUACUGAUUUACAUGAUAGUGUGGGAGUUCACAGACGUUAACCAACUUUCUAAACCUCUUAAAGACACUGAGGGAUUGUGCCGAUCGAAGUUCAGUUGGUAAACUAUUCCACAAAACUACUCCAUCAUAGCUGAAGGAGCGAGCGCUUUAGAUAAUCUGUACGCGGCUUGUGGACAAGUACUUAGUAUAGCUCUUAGUUCUAACAGAUUCUGAUAUUGUGUUUAGCUUUGUGGAAGUUUUCCAGACACAAUGAGCAAGUGUGCUGAGUUACUACAAAGCAAAACUGAAAUUGAUUUUAUUGAUGUCAACGUUGGCUGUCCAAUUGACCUUGUCUUUAAUAAGGUACAGAAUAAUACAAUUUUUCCACCUGCUAGGGUUUGUCAAAAAACUCUUUCCUAUCUCUAUGAUUGCACGCUGGUGACUGGUUUAUCUUUUAACACGCGAAUGGCGAACUUAUAGACGAGCUCGACUGGUAUAGAUGCGGUUAGCGUUAUCACUGCACUAAACCAUUACCACUGCACUAAACCUGUUAAUGUAGGUCAGUAUAAACUAGAGCUGUGCGAUUAACCGAAAAAUUCGGUUCUUCCGGUACUUUUUUAGCACCGAAAAAUUAUACGCAAAAGAACUGGUAGUUUCGGUUUUAAUUUCCCGUUUAACGCCCGCCAAACGCCCACCUGAUUGCAGGUUGAAAUGUUUGGAAAAUAACAAGAUUGUGCUCUUUGUGCACAAUAUGCACUGUACAAACUGCUCAAAUAGUUGAUAUUUUAGUUGUGAUUGUUAUUGUUGUGCACUUGCUUUUUAAAAAGAAAUAUUUCAUGUUCAUAAAUAAUUUGCAAUUGUUCUUUUAAAAUAUUCCGAGAUUUAUAGAAACUUACAAAGACAUAAAUUCAUCUAUUUAGUAAAAAUGCUCGAAACAUACAUAAAUGAGUUCAUACAUUUGUACUGUUCUUCUUUUUUGAAAAUAACCGAAACCGAACCGAACCGAGGUUUUUCUGUUCCAAAAAAACCGGAACCGGAACCGAGAUAAAAUUUUUGGAACCGCACAGCUCUAUUAAAAAACUCAUUAAUAAUUCAUGAAGAAAACACAACGAAAAAUCAUAAGCGUAUCUGUAUAUGUGAUACAGAUUCGUGUUGAUUUACAUAAACUUUAACUUUGAUUUUCUCGGCUUAGACAACGUUUAUUUUUAAAAUUACUUCGCCAAUGAACUCAUAAGAUGAGUCGUUUUUUAAGCCAUUUACAACAUUCGCGUCCGUGUUGUAUCGGAUAUACAAACUCUCGCCUUCGGCUCGAGUUUGUAUAUCCGAUACAACACGGCCGCUCAUGUUGUAAAUAGUACAUAUAAACCGCUCUGUAUAUACUUGAAAAUUCAUGUAAGUAUAAAGUUUGGUUGGUUCUCUCCUGUGCUACUUCGACUCUGUACGUUCUCCUCUCUGUCUCAUCAAAAACUAUCUUAUAGGCUUUAUUUGUCGAGCAUGUGUGUUAUGAGCCCCUGGCUUCGGUAAUUAACAUUAAAUAACUCGUCAUAACAAAUUUAGUUAUGUUUAUACGAUUAACAAAUUUUCCUUGCGAAAGUUUUUGUGGUAAAAAAUUACAAGACAAAGGUAUAGAUAUAUAUUUGAAGUAGAUAUUUGAAUUCUUAUCUAGCCUAGAGUACGGUUAGUUUACGGUAUUACUUCUGGAAAUAUUUUUAUUUUUGUAUUGUUUGUCUUUCGUUAUAGGGAGCUGGCUCAGCAUUGAUGGAGAGAUCGAGGCGUUUUGAAGAAAUUGUUCGAGGAAUGAAAUACGUAAGUUAUGAAAGUAAUUUUCGAAAUUGA